AUGAGGCGACGACAACCUGCUGACCCGACUACAGCUGCCGAUUCCUGCUCCAAGGAGAUCAAGGUCACCACUCCUAACCCCGUCAUCUCUUGCGAGGUCGUCAAUGCCGACAUUAUCGUCGACGAGUCGGUUGCCGGUGACCUGAUCCUCAACGGACCCAAGCAGAUCAAGGGUGACUUGAUCGUCAACAACGCCACCCAGCUCAUCUCCAUCCAGAGCAAUACCAUCAACGCCAUCACCGGCAAGUUCCAGCUUGACAGCCUGGAGCUCCUGAGCUCCGUUAACAUGCAGGCGCUCAAGACCCUGAACGAGCUCAACAUGGUCAAGCUGCCUCAGCUCAACUCCCUGAUUUUUGGCACCACCGGUGUGACCAAGGCCUCCUCCAUCCAGAUCACCGACACAUUCCUCAGUGAUCUGAGCGGUCUCAACAUUAACAGUGUCGACACCCUGACCAUUACCAACAACAACAAGCUGACGGCCUUCAACUCUGACCUGGUCAACAUCACCAAGCUUCUGAGUGUUUCCAGCAACGGAAACAACAUGGAGAUCAACAUGACCAAGCUUCAGUCUGCUGCCGAGAUCCAGCUCUCUAACGUCAAGAGCUUCCUCGUGCCCAGCCUCAAGACCAUCAGCCAGUCCCUCAAGUUUGAUACCAACCCUUCGCUCAAGACCUUCAGCGCCAAGAACGUCACCAAAAUCGGCGACAGUGUCACCUUCAUCAACAACAACAAGCUCACCAACGUCUCUUUCCCUCUCCUGACGUCUGUUGGUGACCUGACCAUCCAGAACAACACUGCUAUGGAUGCCAUCGAGGGUUUCCCCAAGCUGGAGACUGUUGCCGGUGGUGUUAUCCUCCGCGGCAACUUUGACACUGUCGAGCUUCCCAGCCUCAAGGACGUCAAGGGUGGUGUUACCGUCUACUCUACCACCGACAUUUCUGCUUUCUGCGGCUUCUUCAACAAUGCUAAGUCUAAGAAGAUUAUCCAGGGUCAGGAGUCCUGCAAGAGCAACGUUAAGGCCGCCAAUGAGGGAGGUAGCGACGGUGACUCCAGCACUUCUAGCGGAAAGAACGGCAGCAGCGGUAACGACACUGACAACGCCGUCGCCGCCCUCAGCGUCAACAACAUGCUCCUCGGCGCGUCCGUUCUCGCUGGCAUGGCCCAGCUGUGGUAA
Molecule: messenger RNA, 1173 nt
Organism: Trichoderma reesei QM6a
Lineage: Eukaryota; Fungi; Ascomycota; Sordariomycetes; Hypocreales; Hypocreaceae
Product: cell wall protein
Exons: 2
Coding region: 1-1173 (390 amino acids)
Biological process (GO): fungal-type cell wall organization
Cellular component (GO): fungal-type cell wall; plasma membrane
Source: RefSeq, a predicted model, not a curated record